GGGACACGGAGAAGCGCUCCCUGAAGGUGCCUGUCGAAGCCCCCUUCGCCUCCUGAGGCCACCGCUCCUUCGGACUCUUCUCCCCCUCCCCCUGGAAACCCCGUUCCCAUCCAAUUCUUUUCUCUUAUCGCCUCCCUUCCUUCGUCCCAGUCCCUCCCACUCCCCCCGCAAUCUCUAUCCUUCGUUUGGUAGUCGGGGAGGAAGUUUUCCACCAUGGACCCCAACAACAACAACCGUCUCCACCUGAAUUUCGGGUACAAUGAUCGUGGUUUCAAUGCGGCGGCGGCCAACAACCGCGCCUAUCCCACUACCCCCUCCGCCUUCCCCCAGCCGAUCUACCAAAACCAGGGUCCCCAGGAUUAUAUGGACGCCCAGAACGGUGCUUAUGCUCAAGGGGGUUAUUUCAUGGCCAAUCCUUACCAAGCUCAGGCGGCGUACGGCCAGCCGCAUUACGGCCAGAACCUGCAGUCCCCUCAGCCCGCCUACCAAUCCCGCAUGGGGUACAGUGCCAACGAUGGUACCAACGGCUUGAUCCAGCAGUUUUCCAACCAGGAUCUGAACUCUCCUCGCUCGGGUUUCUUUGCUCGUUCGGCCUCUCCGGCUCAGCGACCCCGAACGGCCGGUUCCCCCGCCCCCGGGCAGCAACAGCCGGGUCACCUGGCGCCCCCUAUGCCUCGUAGCCCUCGCACCCCCGCCGAGAACGAAGCUGGAGAACUCCAGCGGUACCCCGAACGAUACUCCGAGAAUGUCCACAAGCGUGGUAAGGCGGCCAAGGAGUUGGUCAGCGUGUUCUUCAAUGAGAAUAUUGAGCGCGCGCGCGAUCGCAACAUGCGGUCUGCUGAGCUGGACAAGAUGAUCCGCGAGCCGAGUAUCCCCAAGGAGACCAAGUGCAAGGAGGCCGAGGUGCUGGCAAAGAAAGAGUCGAACUUCCUCCGAUUCCUGCGUACCAAGGAGACCCCGCAGAACUUCCAGACCAUCAAGAUCAUCGGAAAGGGUGCUUUUGGUGAGGUGAAGCUCGUACAACGGAAGACCGAUGGCAAGAUCUAUGCGCUGAAGUCGUUGAUCAAGACGGAGAUGUUUAAGAAGGACCAGCUGGCUCACGUUCGUGCGGAGCGUGAUAUCCUGGCUGACUCCAAGGACAACCCGUGGUUGGUGAAGCUGCACGCUUCCUUCCAGGACUCGGCGUAUUUGUAUCUGCUGAUGGAGUUCUUGCCUGGUGGUGACUUGAUGACCAUGUUGAUCAAGUACGAAAUUUUCUCCGAGGACAUCACUCGUUUCUAUAUGGCAGAGAUCGUGAUGGCGAUUGAGGCGGUUCAUAAACUUGGCUUCCUUCACCGUGAUAUCAAGCCUGAUAACAUUCUUUUGGAUCGCGGUGGUCACGUCAAAUUGACAGAUUUUGGUCUUUCCACGGGAGGAAAGAAGACGCAUGACAACUCAUACUACCAGAAUCUGCUCAAGAACUCAACUUCCAAGGACAAGAACCGCAACUCCGGCUACUUCAAUGACGCGAUCAACCUGACUGUGUCCAACCGUGGACAAAUUAACACGUGGAGAAAGUCCCGUCGUGCCAUGGCGUACUCGACAGUCGGUACCCCCGACUACAUUGCUCCCGAGAUCUUCAAUGGCCAAGGGUACACCUACCUGUGCGAUUGGUGGUCUGUUGGUGCGAUCAUGUUUGAGUGCCUUGUGGGUUGGCCCCCAUUCUGCGCGGAAGACACCACCGACACCUACCGUAAGAUCGUGAACUGGAGGGAAUGUCUUUACUUCCCAGAGGAACUCACCCUGUCGCGGGAUUCUGAAGGUCUCAUCCGGAGUUUCCUGUGUGAUGCGGAGCACCGUGUUGGAAGCGAAGGUGGCCAAUUUGGCGGCGCAACGCAAAUCAAGAACCACCCCUUCUUCCGGGGUGUGGUCUGGGAGCAACUGCGCAACAUCCGCGCGCCUUUCGAACCGAGACUGAGCUCGAACAUUGACGUGUCGUACUUCCCGAUUGACGAGAUUCCUCAGGAGGAUACCAGCGCCAUCCACCGUGCUCAGGCUCGCGCCAUGCCGGACGAGCAGGAGGCAGAGAUGAGCCUUCCGUUCAUCGGGUACACGUACAAAGCGUUCAACGCCUUCCAGGGAAAUUGAGGAUAAAGUCGACGACCGAGGUUUUUGUGAACCCAAGAUAGAUGUCAUUGAAGAGUCCGAGAGCGGGCGGGCUUGCAUUGAUGGCUUUUCAGUGGCGCAUAUAGGUUCUGAUCUCGGUAUGACCUUGUGCAUCAGUUUCAUCCAGCAUCUAGCGCAUUUGAUUUCGCCUCCGUUGGUCACGACCUAGCAUUAUUCACUUCCAUUUACCUUAUUGUUAUUGCAUCCGUGUCGCGAGACGACGAUUGCUAGUUACCGACUGUAUCUAGCCGGAAGGAUACAUAUGAGUGGAAAAUCAAGAUCAUGUAUUAGAAGAAAACCGCGAUACAGGACAUCUGUCCAAUUUUCAGCUAGCAGGCUGCCAGUUUGGCCUCAAUGCAUUCAGGAUCGUGGGUGAACGAGU
Messenger RNA from Aspergillus sclerotioniger CBS 115572, 2527 nucleotides. RefSeq names its product serine/threonine protein kinase CBK1. The coding region runs from base 214 to 2127 and encodes 637 amino acids. The transcript is spliced from 4 exons. Gene Ontology annotation, biological process: intracellular signal transduction; peptidyl-serine phosphorylation. Gene Ontology annotation, molecular function: protein serine/threonine kinase activity; ATP binding. The record is from RefSeq and is a predicted model, not a curated record. NCBI's taxonomy places the organism in Eukaryota, Fungi, Ascomycota, Eurotiomycetes, Eurotiales, Aspergillaceae.